Molecule: messenger RNA, 1454 nt
Organism: Vigna angularis (adzuki bean)
Lineage: Eukaryota; Viridiplantae; Streptophyta; Magnoliopsida; Fabales; Fabaceae
Product: formate dehydrogenase 1, mitochondrial
Exons: 6
Coding region: 115-1260 (381 amino acids)
Cellular component (GO): mitochondrion; chloroplast
Molecular function (GO): NAD binding; oxidoreductase activity, acting on the CH-OH group of donors, NAD or NADP as acceptor; formate dehydrogenase (NAD+) activity
Source: RefSeq, a predicted model, not a curated record
AAACCUCACACACCACUCUAUCUUUUCACACAGUUCUCUUUCUCUUUUUUCUCUGUUUUCUGUUCUUAAAGUUUCAGUUUUUUUUUUUGGGUGAAUUAAGUUGCCAUCAUCACCAUGGCCAUGAAAAGUGCUGCUUCCUCUGCCAUUCGCUCUCUGCUUUCAUCGUCCUCUUCCACCUUCUCCAGAAACCUUCAUGCUCCUGCUGAGAGGAAGAAGAUUGUGGGGGUGUUCUACAAAGGGGGUGAGUAUGCUAAGUUGAAUCCCAAUUUUGUGGGAUGUGUUGAAGGAGCAUUGGGUAUUCGUGAGUGGCUUGAAUCACUGGGUCAUCAGUAUAUUGUCACUGAUGAUAAAGAAGGAUCCAAUUCUGAACUUGAUAAACACCUACAUGAUGCACAUAUCAUCAUAUCUACUCCAUUUCAUCCUGCAUAUGUCACUGCUGAGAGAAUAAAGAAAGCCAAGAAUCUAGAGCUGCUUUUGACUGCUGGAAUUGGUUCCGAUCACGUUGAUCUCAAGGCUGCUGCUGCUGCUGGUUUAACUGUGGCAGAGGUAACUGGAAGCAACGUGGUGUCGGUUGCCGAGGAUGAACUGCUGAGAAUCCUUGUUCUUGUGAGGAAUUUCUUGCCAGGGUAUCAUCAAGCUGUUAAUGGGGAAUGGAAUGUUGCUGGCAUUGCACACAGAGCGUAUGAUCUUGAAGGCAAGACAAUAGGAACUGUUGGUGCUGGACGAAUUGGGAAGCUUUUGCUGCAGAGGUUGAAACCUUUUAACUGUAAUCUUUUGUACUAUGAUAGACUCAGGAUGAAUCCUGAAUUGGAGAAAGAGAUUGGAGCAAAGUUUGAGGAGGAGCUUGAUGCUAUGCUUCCAAAGUGUGAUGUAAUUGUUAUCAACAUGCCUCUCACUGAGCAGACAAGAGGAUUGUUUGACAAAAACAGAAUUGCUAAGUGCAAGAAAGGUGUGGUGAUUGUUAACAAUGCUCGAGGGGCAAUCAUGGACACUCAGGCAAUUGCUGAUGCUUGCACUAGUGGCCAUGUUGCAGGUUAUGGAGGGGAUGUUUGGCCUGUGCAACCAGCUCCAAAGGAUCAUCCAUGGCGAUUCAUGCCAAAUCAUGCAAUGACUCCUCAUAUUUCUGGCACUACCAUAGAUGCACAGUUACGUUAUGCUGCUGGUGUUAAAGACAUGUUGGAUAGGCACUUCAGGGGUGAAGACUUUCCAGAACAAAACUACAUUGUUAAGGAGGGCCAACUCGCAAGCCAAUAUCGAUGAAGUACUCUGUAUUAACGUGGCCUUAGGAAGUUCCAUUUUCAAGGCUGACAUAUGAGAAAAUAAUGAUCCAGAGGGCACUCUAAUUGCAUAAUGUUUGUGCUUUGUCUUUGAACUUGCUUAUGAUUGAUAAAAGAAAUAAAAAAAUGUAAGGAACACUCUCAAUGUUCCUUGUAUUUUGAUCUUGUGUUUUCAAA